AUGCAUCCCCAGAUCCGUUCGAUGUCGAAUCGAACUGUUCGCGGAAUCUAUUUGCAUUUUCUUUCCUAUAUCAACAACAACGAAGUCCUUUCUUGGACGUCUCUCCUCAGUAUCGAGGCUACCAUCCUUCAACAUCGCCUACGCAAGGUGGUCCACGCGGGUGGCGAUUUUCUUUUUCAUUCUAUCUAUCUAUCUAUCUAUCUAUCUAUUUUUAUUAUUUUUCUCAGUUUCUUUUUCAUUCUAUCUAUCUAUCUAUCUAUCUAUCUAUCUAUUUUUAUUAUUUUUUCUCAUCUUUUUUUUAUUUUAUCUAUCUAUCUUUAUCUAUUUUUAUUAUUUUCUCUAUUUCUAUUUAUUCUAUCUAUCUAUCUAUUUUUAUUAUUUUUCUCAGUUUCUUUUUCAUUCUAUCUAUCUAUCUAUCUAUCUAUCUAUUUUUAUUAUUUUUCUCAGUUUCUUUUUCAUUCUAUCUAUCUAUCUAUUUUUAUUAUUUUUCUCAGUUUCUUUUUCAUUCUAUCUAUCUAUCUAUCUAUUUUUAUUAUUUUUCUCAGUUUCUUUUUCAUUCUAUCUAUCUAUCUAUCUAUCUAUCUAUUUUUAUUAUUUUUCUCAGUUUCUUUUUUCAUUCUAUCUAUCUAUCUAUCUAUCUAUCUUAUUAUUUUUUUAUUAGUUUCUUUUCAUUCUCAUCUAUCUAUCUAUCUAUCUAUCUAUUUUUAUUAUUUUUCUCAGUUUCUUUUUCAUUCUAUCUAUCUAUCUAUCUAUCUAUCUAUCUAUCUAAAUCUUCUUCAUUAUCUUUCUCAAUUUUUAUUAUAUAUCUAUCUACAUUUUUCCAGUAUCUUUCUCGGUUUCUUUUUCAUUAUAUAUCUUAAUCUUUUCUCAUUACCUUUCUCCGUAUUUUAUCAUCUAUCUUUUUCAUUAUAUCUCAUUUUUCCUUAUCUAUUUAUCUAUCUGUCGAUCUUUUUCAUAAUCUUUCGCAGUUUCUUUUUCAUUAUCUAUAUAUCUAUCUUUUUUCAUUAUCUUAGUUUCUUUUCCAUUAUCUAUCUCAAUGGACACUCCCCUUACGUUUGUCGUCUGUACACAUUUCUUUUUUUUUUUUUAUACUCCUGCAUUGGCCGGAAAGGCAUUACUAGUUCCCUGGUAAGUUCAAGAUACUUGUAUCUAUUUUUUCUUUCUUUCUUUUUCUUUCUUUCUUUCUUUCUUUCUUUCUUUCUUUCUCCUCCUUCUUCUCCCACUCCACCUCGCUCCGCCCCCGUGCUUGAAAGGGCGCGAAUAGAUGGGGUGCUAGGUAGGAAGUGCCCACGUGAUGUGUUUGUUGUGCCACGUGGUCGUCGUAAUAACAAUAGACGAAAUGUGGGCAAAACACGAAGACAUGGGAGAGAUAGAGACAGCGUCGGCAGCAGUGGCGUCAGUGGCACAGCGGCGAAUAAGUGUUCGGGAUUUUCUCCGUCGUUUUUUAAUCUCUGUCGUUUCACAUUCCGAAAACGUAUUUCUUUCUUUCUUUCUUUCUUUCUUUCUUUCUUUCUUUCUUUCAUCGACUUUUCCUUUCUUUCUUUUUCUUUCUUUCUUUCUUUCUUUCUUUCUUUCUUUCUUUCUUUCUUUCUUUCUUUCUUUUCAAUUCAUUCUUCCUUUCUUUUGAUUGAUUUAGUUUUUUUUAUUUUUUUCCCCGUCCCCGCUUAUUCUUCCUUUCUUUCUUUUUUCUUUUUUCUUUCUUUUUUCUUUUCUUUCUUUGUUUUAUACUCCCUCACUGACUCCUUCUUUCUUAUUUUUCCUGUAUUAAAUUUGUUUUUCCCUUUUUUCUCCGUUAAUACUAUCCUUUCUUUCUUUCUUUCUUUCUUUCUAUUUAUUUUAUUUUAUUUCUUAUUUCCUCUUUAA
Messenger RNA from Acanthosepion pharaonis, 1863 nucleotides. NCBI's taxonomy places the organism in Eukaryota, Metazoa, Mollusca, Cephalopoda, Sepiida, Sepiidae. The record is from the annotation of a GenBank genome assembly.